Molecule: messenger RNA, 9945 nt
Organism: Linum trigynum
Lineage: Eukaryota; Viridiplantae; Streptophyta; Magnoliopsida; Malpighiales; Linaceae
Source: the annotation of a GenBank genome assembly
CUAUAAUUUGAACACCCAAAAAUUGAAGCAAAAUCUAGAAACGUGAAUAGGAGAAUAUAAUUUAAUAUUUCCCAUUAACCACAACCGGCAAUAAAACAAAAAAAUAGCCAACACCCGGUUGAAGAGUGACAACACCGAUGCAGCGCCUGCACAGCAGAAUUCCCCUUGCAUAAUUCCUAUCUUUUGAAUUUCAGCCAGAAUUUGUAUAGAAGGCAAAUGUUAGUAAUGUUUAUGAUGGAUGCUAAUUUCCAGCAAUUGAAUAUUUUGAUGUUCUUAAUGUUAAAUAUUGGGAAACUAACUUGCUAGCUAUUUUGUAAAAUUGAUCAUAUUGCUUGUUAAUUCGCACGACAUUGACAUAUAAUACUGGCAAGAAUAUAAGAGGAGCAAAUUGUUGAAAUUUAAAUUUUAGAAUUUUGUUAAUUACGGUUAUCAUAUUGCAACCGAACCGAACAGGUACAAUCUAGUCAUAGUUAUAUUAAAGUGCCUCCGAUUUAAGUGUAAAAAGAAAGGUGAUCAAACUGCCAAGCCAGCAGUGAUUUUGUUGUGUUGAUUUGGCUGGCCGUGAUCUGAAUUCAUUUUCUGGAGUCACUUCCAUUUUGUUCUAGAGAAGAAUGUUCCUCAAAAUCUGAAAGCGAAGGUCACCGUUUGCCAAUAAGGGAAGCUGGGCUUGGCAAUCUGUUCAUAAAUUGGAUCCAGGUGGAAAUGGACUGGGCCUGACUUCCUUCAAGUGGGCCGCUUUAAAGUUGGUUGAUCUGGUUUAGACGGAGCCCCUCCGAAGAAAUGUUCCUGGUAGAAUGGGAAGUCUUUCAUCGUGGAACGGGAGAGUCUCAGAGUCGGAAGAACACACAAGUCUGAGCAUUCAAACAGCGAAGCGACUCUCUGCGCAGCUUUUUUGGUCGGCCUCGGUGCAGCUUUCAUCUACCUUGGCUGAGGAACAGUACAGUGCCCUUAUCGUAGUUAAGGAUAUUCCUUGGUCGCCUUGCCCGGCCCCUUUAUUUGUUCCUGGUCAUUCGCUUCUAUCGUCCGUUAUUCGUGCGGGAUUCGGGAGUUGUGUUCGUUGUCAAGGAACGCGCCGUCUGAGUUUUACGAUUUCUCCGCGUUGGAAGGCGGGCUCUGAAACUUGUGUAAGUUUGGAGACCGGGUUUGUAUUGCUUUGGUUUACGCUUUUGGUUCUGAGAUUGUGCACAAGGUGUUUGAUGAAAUGACUGUGUGGGGAUGUUUCUAUUAUGGACGGAGGCAUUGAAGUUCGCCCGGGGAUGAAUAAAGGUUUUAAGUCAUUGAAUACCCUGUUUUGGUUUUGUGGUCUAGGUUUGCUACCUAUGAUCAAGAUUUUGGUAUGAGGACUGCCAACAUAGGUGAUGGAGUCAUGAAGUGUCUUUCCUAUGAUUCUUCCACAAGGAAGGAAGCUGCUGCAGUCUCGUCAUUACAUUUGUGAAGUUCAGUAUGAUGGGUUUUCUCCGAAGAGAUGAAAACGUCAGCAUUUCACUCGUUGGGACGUUCUUUUCAAGUACUCUCUCUGCGUGCCAAUGGAGAAACCCGCCUACAUUGCUUACAGUUCUCGUUCCUAACAUGUUUGAAUCAGUGGCUCGCUUUUUCAAGCUCAAGCAAUGUGAGACCUUUUCCUGAUUACUCUCCAAAGAAGCCCACAAUUAGAGAUUCUGAUCUUGUCCAUCAAAUCUCAAAUGCAAUCAGGUUACGGCGUUCUGAGCCCCUCCGCCGUGUUCUAAAGCCUUUUGAGUCGAAGUUUAGGUCCGACCAUCUGGUUUGGGUUCUCAUGAGCAUCAAGAACGAUUAUAAAUUAGUUUUGGAUUUCUUUAACUGGGCGUGCCUUCAAAGAGAUCCCAACCUUGAAGCUCGUUGCAUAGUUAUUCAAAUUGCUGCUGCUUGUAAGGACCUGAAGGUGGCUGAUGAGCUUAUUCGUGACUUUUGGGCAAAGCCUAACUUGGAGGUUGGUCAUGCUUUCACUCUUUUUGUAGAACGAUUAAUAUACACAUAUAAGGAAUGGGGUUCUGAUCCCCACGUAUUUGAUGUUUUCUUCCAUGUCCUGGCUGAAGCUGGGUUGUUUGCUGAAGCAAGAAGCUUCUUUGACAAAUUGUUGAACUAUGGGAUUCUUGUUUCAGUUGAUUCGUGUAACUUGUACUUGUCAUACUUGUCAAACAGUACGCAUGGCCUCGUGAUGACUUUGAAAGUCUACGUUGAGUUCUCUCGAGCUGGUGUGUGUUGGAAUACGACCUCAUACAACAUAAUAAUGAGUACCCUUUGUCAGUUAGCUAGAUUGAAGGAAGCACAUACUUUGCUACUGCAAAUGGAGUUCAAGGGAUAUCCUCCUGAUGUUGUAAGUUAUAGUACUAUAAUAAAUGGUUAUUGCCAAAUCGGAGAAUUAGAAGAAGUGUUGCAUCUUAUUGAAGAAAUGCAGUUUAAGGGAUUGAAGCCGAACUCUUAUACCUAUAAUAGCAUUAUCCUUCUUCUGUUCAAGAGUGGUAAUGUCGACAAGACAGAAACAAUCUUGAAAGAGAUGGUGAAUCAGGGGAUAACUCCUGACAAUGUGGUCUAUACAACGCUAAUUGAUGGUUUCUGCAAGCAGGGAAAUACUCAAGCUGCUUAUAUGUUAUUUCAUGAGAUGCAGGCUCAGAGGAUUAUUCCCGAUUUUAUAGCAUAUACUGCUAUCAUUUGUGGAUUUUGUCAAAAUGGAAACAUGCUGGAAGCUGACAAACUCUUUACUGAAAUGCUUGGUCGAGGUGUGAGGCCAGAUGAAGUUACCUACUCAGCACUUGUUGAUGGCUACUGCAAAUUAGGUGAUAUGAAGAAGGCAUUCUUUCUUCACAACCAGAUGGUCCGACACGGGCUUGUCCCAAAUGUUGUAACUUACACCACACUGGCUGAUGGCCUUUGCAAAAUUGGAGAAUUGGAGACAGCAAAUGAACUCCUGAAGGAGAUGCGUGCGAAGGGCCUUCAACUGAAUGUAUGGACAUACAACUCAAUGGUCAAUGGUCUUUGUAAGGUAGGAAAUCUAGCCCAAGCACUGCAGCUGAAGGAAGAAAUGGAGGUGGCAGGAAUUCAUCCUGAUGUUGUCACUUAUACUACGUUAAUGGAUGCUUAUUGUAAGAUGGGAGAAAUGGGUAAGGCCAGUGAGCUCCUGCAAGAGAUGCUGAAAAGGGGGCUACAGCCUACAGUUGUUACAUUCAAUGUCCUUAUGAAUGCAUUUUGUCAAUUGGGAAGGCUAGAAGAUGGGGAGAAGCUGCUACAAUGGAUGUUGGACAGGAAGAUAAUGCCGAACACCACGACGUACAAUUGUCUUAUGAAACAGUAUUCAAUAAGAAACAAUAUGCACCGAACUACUGAGAUUUAUAGGGCAAUGCAAGCUGAAGGUAUGAUGCCGGAUGGCAACACUUAUAAUAUUUUGAUUAAAGGACACUGUAAGGCCAGAAAUAUGAAAGAAGCGUGGUAUUUGUAUAAAGCGAUGGCCGGAAAAGGAUUUGUUCUCACGGCUACUUCCUAUAAUGCUCUGAUCAGAGGUUUCUUGAAGAGGAAGAAAAUGUUAGAAGCAAGAAAAAUAUUUGAAGAGAUGAGAAGAGAAGGACUGAAUGCUGAUGAAGAUAUAUACAGUUUUUUUGUAAAUUAUGAAGAGGGGAACAGUGACAACAAUUUUGCGCUUUGCGAUGAAGCUAUAGAAGAGCUUGUGGGGAAAGCAAAAAACUAAAGCUGAUGUGCAGUCUCCUGCUCCCAUAGGAAAGCCAUAGAGAAGAAAAGUCUUUGGAUCUGAACAUUUGGUUAGGCGUGGUAAGUGCUGGCUGCUUGAGGAUAAAUUGGAACUCUUGUAUGUUUGAAGGCAUUAGUUUCACUUAACUAUGUAGUGCUUGUUCUCGAAUUGAUGUUGGUUUUGCAAGUUCUAGCAAAAUGUUGGUAAUAAUUAUCCUUUACUGUUGUUUUGAUUUUGUAUGAAUUCUUCACAGAGCUCCGAGUCCUGGGCAACUAUGGGCACCAGAGGACAGAGGUAUAAUAUAUAUUUUGUUCCCAGAUAGUGAACUGUUCCUUGCCUGCCAUGCAGAGAGCUUGUCUUGAAUUUUAGUCUUGGUCAGCAUGUCUUGUUUCUACAGCAAAGAGGAAAAUUAAAGGAGGAAUUCAUGAUAUGACGACAGAAGAGAAAGCAGCUGAUUCCAAUAGCACAAGAGUUUCUUCCAUGGACAACACAUGAGCCUGAGGUGAGGUCGAUUUGUUUGAACCAACUUUAGCUUGCUUGUUUUGCUACUGAAAAUAGCAUUCAUGAAUUUGGUACUAAUAAACAAGCCAGUGAAUUAUAUCAUGCUUGGUCUCUUUCUCAAGAGUUCAUUUUCAAUCUGCCUUGUCAAUUGCAACACCUUAUUAAACCUCCUGUGACAGAGAUCAGAAUAAUGCCAAUAAAUUGAUGCUUCACGGCGACAUACUUGCAGUCGAGCUGCUGAAUCUAACCACAAGGUAAUCCUUAAAGAAAUUCUUGUCGUUCGAUCGAAAAAGAAAUGAAUUUUUCUGUGUGUACACUUGGGCACUUGGCUAGUUACAGAGCUGAAAGCUGGAUUUUAUUUGUUAAACGGGCUCCGACUUGGUAGCUCUGUACUUGUCACUCGCUGUACUGAAUUAACUAAUCUCAGAGAGCUGGCUGAUAUGCUGCAUUGCUCUCACAAUUAAUGCUGCAAGCUACUCUUUGCUGUAGGUAUCAUUAGGUACCACAGAAGCUUCCUCUUAUUCAGGAGUACAAGUUGGAAAGAGAGCGGCAGCUAAAGGUUAGCGUAAGUGAUUUUGCUGACCAGUCAUUCCAAAAUAGAAUAUAACCAAUUUUGCUACUGAUGUUUUCAUUCAUCCUGUAGUUGGCGGUGGUUGAAGUAAGAAGAUUACGAGAGGAGCUCGUUCCUCUGCUUCUCUUCCCCGGUCUCACUAGCGUCUCUCUGCUUCUCUUCCAACAGCCCCAUUUCAAAGCGGCCUGUCCACUCCCUGAUGAAGAUCUUCACCCGUCUCUGUCCCACUCCGCCGUCCUUUUCCCUCCGACCAUGAAGUGGCGGGAUGCCAAGCGGUCCGCACAGCAAGCGACAUGGACAAUGGCUAGGAAUCCCACCAUGGUCUGGUCCCAAUCUUCUUCCUGUUCGCCACAUCGUCUGAAAUUCUUAUACUCUGCUACUAUUACGAUCAGCUUUCUUGUGCAUUAAAUUUCAGUCUGAAUUGUUUAGACUAAAUUCCACUGAGAACUUGAGAAUCAGUUAGUUUUAGUCCUCCCUUGACAUCAGAGGAAAUGUCAAGUGCCCAAUGUGCUUCCUUCGUAUUUGCUUGCCUCUGCUGCCAAAAUUAAGAAGUAAAAGAAAAUUACAAGGGUUAACUUAUACUCACCAUAGCAAAGUCACCAAGUCAAGGUAACUCGAAGUUUAAAAAAGUCACCAAAGCAAAUCGGGACGGUAUAUGGUGCAAAUCUUAUAAAUGGUUUGCAACGUCCGAACUAAAAGCAAAAAUUUUAGAAUUAUUAAAGUGCAAGUUCCCAAAAAUUUGGGUCACUGUUCAUUACGAAAUUUUCGAGGUUAUUGUUCACAACAAGGUUUCAAAAUUCCGUGCACACAGAUUUAGCUAAGCUCGAGUAUCCCAAUUUAGGCUGGGCAAGAAAGAAGAACGGGUCCACCUAGAAUUGCCUUCACCAAAUCACAUCUCGUUUAUUUAUUAUCUCUCCUUCCGCUCUUCCCCUGUAAAAUCAAUCGCCUCACUCUUCCUCUCUCCUUUGCAAGGUUGUUAAACCCCUAUCGAACCCCCCGGUUGGACCCGGUUCAACCCGAGUCGGGCUUCAAAACGGCCUCCAGAAAACCCCCCGGUCUGACCACUAAACAGGGAGAAGAAGAGAGGCAGAAGAGAGGAAAAGGAACGAAGGAAGGGAAAUGGUAGGUGGAUCAUGGAGGUUAGGUAGAUUUAUUUUGUUGAAAAUAAGUUUUUAAUAGAUAUAUGUAAGAUAAAUUUUAUUUCACUCAUUAAAUUUUUAAUUACUACUUUAUUUGUAUAUAUAUUUAGAAAACGUCUAAAACGGCUCAAACCGGCCGGACCCCGAUCAGACCAUUAAACCUCAAACCCCUUGCUUGACCGGCUCAAUGACUUAAACCGGUUUGACAACCUUGCUCCUAUGUCCUUACCUCUCUCUCCACUCUUCCCUGCAAAAUCAAAAUAUGAAGAAGGAAUAAAAAUCCCUAGCCCCUUUCUACUUGCUCCACUCAUAGAUCCAGCGCGACUCUGUGAUUUACUUAGUACCGUUGCUGUGUUAUCAAGCUAUAAUUAUCUACCAAACGAUGAAGAAUGAGGCAACGAUGGCAAGACCGGCGACGAGCAUGAGUUCCCCCAAAUGACGGCGGCAGACCUCCUCACAUCCCAGUCCUUAAACCCACUCAAGGACGCUUGAAAAGUUGACGAAGCAUGAGCGACGACAGCAAGACCGGCGACGUGAAUGAGUUCCUUUCUGCUGAGGGCUACAGUAAAUCGCUAGAUUUUGGUGAGUCAACAACUCGAUUCAGCACAUUGGAGAUGAUACCCUUUCUUCUUAAUUUCUGCUUCAAUUGAAUCAAAGAAGGUAAUCUAGGGUUAGUUAUUCUUAGCCCUGAUUUUGGUUCUUGCUAUCCAUCUCUCUCAGCGGUGAAUUUGCCAUCACCACUGCAACCGAUUUUGUUUCUUUACUUUCUAGCGCGUUCAGGGAGCCCUCAACGCCCCUUCUUCAAUUUUGUUUCCUCAAUUCCAGGGGUUCAGUAGGGGAAGUCGAAGCUGUCAAAUCAUCAAUCUGUCAAUUUCUAGCUGACUAUGCAGCAAUUUCUAGCCGACUGUGCAGCACGGUUUACAGGCUCAAUACCGAGUACUUUGAUUGGGAUCACAUUGACGGGGCUGGAGGUCGAUUGGGAAAACAAAGUAGUCACGGUGGCAUUGCUCCCAAGAGAAAAUAUCAACAAAAUAAAUCACUACUCCAUUCCAGUCUGUCACUAUCUUUUAUGCAAAACACAUGGGAGCGUUUAAGUUCAGGCUUUGCUGUAGUUAGCUUUUAGGAUGUUGCAAAACAAAUAGGUUGCUACAUCUACUGAAGUAGCAUGAAGAACAGUUCUCUGCUUCAGCCUUCAAGUACCUUCAUUGAACAAACUCAAUCAAUGAACUAAAAAACCAUUUGAUGCCAUGCCACCCAGCCCCUCUUCUUCAUCUUCAUCGUAGAACUCCUUGGUCGGAUGUGGUUGCAAAAUCUCCCAUUUUUAUCAUGUACAAAAAGAAACAAAACGUAUCCCCUACCUUAAAAUAGCUUUUAGGAUGAUGCAAAACAAAUAGGUUGCUAAGGUCUACUGAAGUAGCAUGAAGAACAGUUCACUAAUUUUGUACAUUUGAGUUUUCAUUUGAUCAUGUAAUGAAAUUAAGUUCGAAAGAGAACAAGGUCUAACAUGAUGAAUUAUGUUUUCUUCAGGAGUUUCAGUCCUGCCAUUGAAGACAGAUCUCACACCUUAGAGUGAUACGGAUGCUUCAUAUAUUCUGGAUUCCUGGGAACAUUGACCAUCUGACUUGAUGAAGAUGGCAAUCCCAUGGCUCUCAUACUUUGCUCUAGGUGGAUAGGUCUAAUGAAGGAAUCAAGCAUAUCUUGACAUCAGUAAGUUUUUCUUCUUCCAUAUUAGGUUGUAGUAAAUUAACAGAAUGUGUAUGAGCAUUGAUAGAAGAUGGGUUUAUUUCAGCUUAGAGUAGAACCAGUUCUAAGGUUCAUAUAAGGUCCAAGUUCCAUGAUGACUUUCUUUAGAGUCACUAGAAUAUGUUUCAGUUUCAUACAACGAAUUUGACAUAUUAGAAGGGGAGACCACAGAAGAUGGGGUUGAACCAGUUUCUUUUAUUGGAUGAAGCCUAACCCUUUUAGAUGAAUCGAGCCAUUUUAAGAAAUUGGAUCCCUAGAGGUUAAACUGGAAUAGACAAGAAGGAAGAAGCCUAAAAAGAUUGUUUGUUGGAGGUCCAAUACACCGGAUUUCAUUCUUCUCAAUUUGGUGUUGGGUCUUUUCUGGAUAUAAAAAAAGAAAAGAUAUUUUAUAAAUGAUCAAUUUAGAAGAAGAGGGAGUAGCUAAGGAGAUUGACAUUAUGAAUUGCUUUCAAUCUGAAUAAGAACCGGUUCUAAGCUUUAUAUUAGGCGUCUACAUUAUGAGAUACUCUUCUUUGGUUCAAUAAGGGUUAUGAGUUAUGACAGUAGCUUAGUAUACUGGUAUAAUAAGAAGCUUUGGAAAGCUCUUUGUACUCUCCUGCUAAAAUUUUCUACUAUUACAGAUAGUGCAAAACUAUUGAUGCCAAAACCACAAGAGAUAGAAUUGGGCGUGGGUUAACUGUUGUAAUUUGGCUUUAUGAGUUCGAUUCGAUUUUGUAUCUUUUGGGGAAGGAAUAUUUAUAAGUUAUAAGUGUCAGUGAUGGAAUAGAACGACCAUUUAUAUCGGCACAAAGUAGGUGAUUAAGAUUCUCACCGAUAGCUCUUUCAAUAUGUUUGACGUGAUCUUAUUCUAUAUUUUUAUCAGGAUAAACGAAUUAUAAAUUGAAACCCGUCGCGUAGCACGGGCUUUAUUAUCUAGUGGUAAUGAAAUAUCAAGGCUCUCAAUAAGAUGUUAGGCGUAACGUGCGUGUUAAGGUCUUGUCUAGCGUCUAGUUUGUCGUUGUCUAAGUGUGUGUGUUUGAGGAGAAAUAGCAAAAUAGCAAUUUGAAGAGAAUACAGAGAAAUAGCAAUUUGAAGAGAAUAAUAAUGUACAACGGUUUCAUACUUAAGUUUGAAUGAUUAAUAAUUUGCUUAACAAUCAAAUAAAAUUAGCUCACAAGUUCAUAGAAUCAUAUCCUCAAUAGCACACAAAAAUUUUGAGAUAUUGAAAAUAUUAAUAUAGAAGAUUUAGUUUGUAGAUGAUGCUAAUUCUCCCCUUUGUUAUUGACUGUCUAGCUCCUUCUAAUUAUGCAUUGGAGAGACCUUUAACGUUGCCUACUGCAUAGUGCCUAUGCGUGCGUAAAUAUAAUGCAAGUUUUAAUGUAUCUUUUUGAACUCAUAUUAAUUAUAUUUUGGAAUUAAACACUUAUUAAUUACAUUUUAAAAAAUUAAAAACAAAACUCAUAGUAAUUAUACUUUUUUGAAUCAAAAUUCUAAAUUAAUUUAAUUUCUUUGUCUCACUUGUGCGCCUCUCUUCCUUUCUCCAACAUAUUUCUUCCGACCACCUUCAUCCUCGAGGCUCCAAGCCUCCAACCGCCUAAGUGAACUUGUACUAUUACACGAAAACUCAAAUUCCCUAACUGAAAACCAAUAUCACUCACUAUAUGCAAGUCAAUAUCAAAAGAAAAAUCAGUAUCACUAUACAAAAACCAGUAUCUGAUCCUUUUCGUAUUGUUAGCGAAAUUACCACCCCAUUGUGGAACCAAUCAUCCAGAAACACAGUAAAGCCGUGAAUGGACGGCUCCCACAUGUUCCGUCUGAAUUGGCAUAGUACCCAGCCGGCCAAGGUCCUUCAAGCUUCCCUUCUUGUGUAGACUCCGUGUGGCUUGGCUUUUAUCGGUGUGUAAACAAAUGCGAAACGAAGAUCUGACAUUCUGAAUAAGCUUGAUAAGACGAACACGGUCUGAGAAUACAAGGUAGAUUUUGCUUCAGCACCUUUCUUCGCAGUUGAAUCUCAGCCACAGGAUCCAUCUACCACCUCCCCAUUUAUCAAUCAAUCCAGAACCACCACCACCAGUGACUCAUCAAUGACAUCUAACAUUUUCACCCACUUCCCAUUUCGUUUCAUUGCCCAAACAAGAUCAACGAAAUUAAUACACGUUGAUUUUCUUGCAAUAUUUUGUUCUUUCCUCACAGUCCCCAAAAGCUUCAUCCUUUCUUCACUCACUCUGCCGAAUGAAUCACUCACUAUAUAUAAUAAGCAUUUCCAGCCCCUGUUUCAUCUCCCAAUCAGGAAACAGAACAGAAAAAUCAGC